Messenger RNA from Aspergillus homomorphus CBS 101889, 4940 nucleotides. Its product is annotated as RecQ family helicase MusN. The record is from RefSeq and is a predicted model, not a curated record. Gene Ontology annotation, biological process: DNA replication; double-strand break repair via homologous recombination. Gene Ontology annotation, cellular component: chromosome; nucleus; cytoplasm. Lineage: Eukaryota; Fungi; Ascomycota; Eurotiomycetes; Eurotiales; Aspergillaceae. The coding region runs from base 55 to 4674 and encodes 1539 amino acids. The transcript is spliced from 4 exons. Gene Ontology annotation, molecular function: ATP binding; 3'-5' DNA helicase activity; four-way junction helicase activity.
CGAUUGUUAUGUUCACGACCACUGAGAGAAUCAUGCGAGAAAGAGCACGGCCCUAUGACUAAAAACAACCUGACAGCUCAUCUCAAAUGGCUGUUGCAGCAAGGUCCUGCACUCUACCCCUCUCUGGUUUCGUCCGAGCACGAGUAUCAAAACAACACCGCUAGUACCCGGAGCGCUCUCCCCGUCUCCGCAGUCGCGACAUUGCCUACCUCAACUACCCAGACAGAUGGCCCAUUAGCAAUAGGUGACUCGCAACCUACUCGUGGUGCGGCAGGCAUAAACAGUUUUAGCGAUGAUGUGGAGAUAGACUCCGAUUCGGAAGAAAUGGCACGCCUAGCACUUACUCCGGGGUCUGGGCGCAAACCGCGGAUGCUCUGCCUCUCUCAGCAGCCUCUCAAGAGAACUCCAAACUCGUCAAAGCAUGGCCGAGCUGCAGAGGCACUGGCUCCAGAGCUUGACGCUGCGCCCAAGUCAAUCAAAGCAUCACAGAGUGUCCCUCCCUCCUCAGUCCGCAGUCCGAAAAAGACAUCCGUGACGCCUUUCAGCUCGAAACAAAAGUUCGAACUUCAAUCGCCAAUCUCCGACUUCGAUGUGGAUACGAUUGACUUGACUGGGGAUGUCGACCCAAUUGCCUUUUCGUCAAGCACCGCUGACGGCUUCAGUGAGCCCAAGCAGCUAUGGAGUGAAAAGGCUGCAGCUCGGGGAAGCUCUCCCGAGAAGCGUGGGAAGAAGCGAAAAAGUGAUGAUUAUAUGUCGGAUCUUCUCUCGCCGAGGAAGUCGGCUGCCCCUAAAGCGCGCUCACCAUUGAAGGUUGCUCGAACUGCGGAACAUCUUCAGCCUGCUUCAUCACCUUCCCCACCUAAGCGAUUGUCACAGCAUGCGAUGGAUCGUUCUGAAAGCACGCCUUCUCGAACCUUGAGUCAAGUCAUUGCUGACUCCGAUGAAGAUGGUGACGACGCGCUAUUCGACGACUGGGAAGCUAAGGAUAAUAUUGGUCCGGACCCCGACGAGUCCCUGUAUCCGAUAUUGCCAAAAGUUGACGCUCCGGACACCAACUCCCCUGAGCGUAUUGCUCGGAAACCAAUAUAUGCCAACUCCUCAUCUGGUAAAACAGAAGUUGUUCCUUCCACCUCACGGAACUUUGCCAGCUCGCAACACCCGUCGCACAUACCCGCAACUGCGGAUUCAUCACCAUCUGUGACCCUUGACAAAGAUGUAGCAAGGUUUCUGUCUUCCUCUGCAGCUUCAAUCGAAGGGCUGAUUUCGACAUUUAAAGAUACCCUCACUAAGAACUCCGAGGUUGUGUAUGAGCGAGCAAUGAAGGGAGAACCGGCACCGGAAUUGAUUGUCGAGAACAAAUCCCUUACCGAAAAGAUUGAGGCUGUUGGGGUCUUGAAACAGAACAGGGCUGCCUACUUUUCAUGUGACACAAAGAGGCAGUCCUUGAAAAAGACGCUGAUGAAGGCCAUUUCCCUAGGUGGUGAUCCGCACGCGAUGCCAGAACUUGCAGAAAGCCGGCAAUUGACCGCCCAACUAGAGAGAAUAGAAGCUGAUAUGCAGCGUACGCUGAAACGGACUGACAUUCUAUCGUUUCUUGACUCGCUGCACGAUGGUACUUCUAGAAUUGGUCUCGAACAGUCAACUUCAUUCUCGCAUUCACCUCUUGCCACGUCUUCAAUAGAUCAUGUUCAAACCAGUAUCACGAAAGCCCCUGGGGAAUCAGUUUUGAAACCAUCAUCGCGAUCGACAAUAGACUACAACGGCGCGCGUUCCGACAUCUCCACACGUGUGUCUAAUCCCCCGCCCAAGCCUAUUAACGAAACAUCGAGACGCGGAAUCUUUGAUUACGACGAUUCGGCAAUGUUGACCGACGAAGAUGCGUUCACGAGAACGAUGGGAUCUCCAACCGUUGCCACAGAGAUCAUGGAUGAGUUUGAUCUGGACGACGAGGACAUGCUAGAAGCUGCGGAAUAUUUCGAAGAUCGCCCUGCACAUUCCCGCGAACGAUUCGAGCUCCAGAAUCGCAAGGUCUUUGCUGAAACCUCAGGGAAUACUCCGCGUCUUCCGGCGUCGCAGAAGCAACAAAGCCAGAACACCCUCUGGACACAGCAUGCAUGGUCGAAAGAUGUGAAAGCUGCGUUGAGGGAUCGCUUCGGGCUUCAAGGGUUUCGUCUCAAUCAGCUCGAGGCAAUCGAUGCUACACUUAGUGGCAAAGAUGUGUUCGUAUUAAUGCCCACGGGAGGCGGCAAGUCUCUGUGUUAUCAACUACCUUCUGUGGUUUCGAGCGGAACGACAAGAGGCGUCACCAUCGUGAUAUCACCGCUUCUGAGUCUGAUGCAAGACCAAGUUUCACAUCUCAAGAAACUUGGCAUAAAGGCAUAUGUCCUGAAUGGCGAAACGAAGAAAGACGAGCGCCAGUGGGUACUAGGCGUCCUGUCUGACUUGAGGCCCGAGAGCGAAAUUGAGCUGCUUUACAUCACUCCUGAGAUGGUCAACAAAAGCCAAGCCAUUGUUCGCAGUCUAGAGCAGCUCAGGAAAAAUCGCAGGCUUGCACGUAUCGUCAUCGACGAGGCCCACUGUGUCAGUCAAUGGGGACAUGACUUUCGUCCUGAUUAUAAAGAACUUGGCGAACUCAGAACUCGACUCCCCGGAGUUCCGAUGAUGGCGUUGACAGCCACAGCAACUGAAAAUGUCAAACUCGACGUUAUCCACAACUUGCAAAUGGAUGGAUGCGAAGUAUUGAUCCAGAGCUUCAACAGACCGAACUUGUCCUAUGAGGUGCGGAAUAAGCAAAAGGGAUCUGAGCUCCUGUCCAGCAUGGCUGAUAUCAUAAACACUUCAUACCGCCACAAGUCAGGGAUCGUAUAUUGUCUUGCGCGCACUACAUGUGAAACUGUCGCUGAAAAGCUUCGCAAAGACUUUGGAAUCAAAGCCGCUCAUUAUCACGCUGGCAUGAGUACCGAAGAUCGCGCUGAGGUCCAACAAGCCUGGCAAGCUGGAAGGACGCACGUCAUUGUUGCCACCAUCGCUUUUGGGAUGGGUAUCGAUAAACCUGAUGUACGCUUUGUGAUACAUCAUAGCAUUCCGAAGAGCUUGGAAGGCUACUAUCAGGAAACUGGACGGGCCGGCCGGGAUGGCAAGCGGUCUGGUUGCUACUUGUUCUAUACCUACAAAGAUACUACGAGUCUCUUCCGCAUGAUCGAGAAUAGCGAUGGAAACAAGCAACAGAAGGACAGACAACGCCUUAUGUUACGCAUGGUCGUACAGUAUUGCGAGAACCAGACCGACUGCAGACGUGUGCAAAUCCUCGGCUAUUUUAACGAAAAGUUUCGUCGACAGGAUUGCAACGCUUCUUGCGACAACUGCAAGUCCGACUCUGUUACUGAACUUCAUGAUUUUUCCCACCACGCCGCUUCUGUGAUAAAACUCGUUCGUUACUUCCAGGAGUUAGGAGACAAAGUUACCAUGUCUUAUUGCGAGAACAUGUUCAGAGGAACCGUGAAGAAGUUUAGGUCGCCGCAACACCGCAAGGCCCCUGGCUAUGGAGAUGGAAAGGGCGUAGCGGUGGGCGAAGCUGAACGGUUGUUCCACACCCUGCUCAGAGAGGGAGCUUUGAAAGAGGACAAUGUGAUCAAUGGUAGCAAAUUUGUUAUCCAGUACAUCAAGCUGGGGUCGCGUGCGACUGAUUACGAGAAUGGUCGAGUUAAACUGAAGCUUGAUGUGCGAGUCUCACCGAGUGCGAAGGGUGGACGAUCUACACGAGGGUCUAGAGCUGGUGCGAGCAAGGAGAACGCACCUCAAUCUACGAAUGUCUCAUCACCUGUACAGGCAGCUAAUCAGCGCCGACUCGCCCGUUUCCAAUAUCAAGGGCCCGGCGAUGACACCACCGACGAUGACAGUGACAGUGAUGGGUUCGAGAAAAUUCGUGUUGCUGGCAGGUCGCGCCCGGAUAAGAAGCGCACUCCCGGCCCACCAAUCACUCAAGAUCGUCGGUUUGAUCGGCUUGACCCUCUUCACAAGGCAGUUGCGGAAGAUUUCAUGGUCUACGCGAAAAAUUAUUGCCAAGAUUUGGUUCUUCAGAAAGGUUUACGCAACCAACCAUUCACUGAUACUAUCUUGCGUGAGAUGGUCAUCGUCUUUCCCAAAGACCUCGCAGAACUUGCCGCAAUCCCAGGAAUUGACCCGGACAAAGUCAUUCGCUACGGCCCUCAAUUGUUGAAACUUGUCAGGGAUACACAGCGCCGAUAUGAUGAGUUGAAAAAGGAACGUGAUGAUGCGGAUGGUGUUGUGCCCGACCCGAAUCAUCACAAUGUUAUCUACCUCAAUAGCAGUGAUGAUGAGGAUGAGUUCAGCGACGGUGGAUUCUUCGCAGACCAUGCGUCUAACUUCGAUAUGGACGAGAGCGUCGUUUCUAGCAAGUUCUUCUCAACACAGCAAAGCGGCCAUUCUCCUGAAGAAUCUCGAAAUGGUGGCGAAGGGUCUGGCAAAGGCAAACCACGAAAACGCCAACCAAGCAAGCGUCCACGUCGCUAUAAUACAGGAGCGAAAGCCAAAACGAGAACGGCGGCGACUCGGAAGAAGUCCAGUGAUCGUGCCGAAAACCGCUCUUCUUCUGCUCGAAAACCUUCCAAGCCGAAGCAAGCACCGAGCCGUAUUGGGAUGAUGCCUAUCUGAGAUCUUUUUUCCGCGUACAUCUGGGAUUUAGCGACUGAUGACAGCUUUAUGAUAUAUGAGCGGUGGUGUAAUUGUUGUUCAAUUGCGAUUAGUGCAUGUAUAGGCGUUACUUUUGGGAGCCUCGUGAGCAUUAACAUGGUCAGUGUAAUAGGCGCAUAUGGUCCUUCGAUUAUAGUACUAUAUAGAACCUGCGGAACAAUGCGACCGCCACUGGGACUGGACAAAUGCAGAAAGUCUAUAGGGUGCGUCCAAAGUCAAUCAAUCGC